This is a messenger RNA of Darwinula stevensoni, 3855 nucleotides long. Lineage: Eukaryota; Metazoa; Arthropoda; Ostracoda; Podocopida; Darwinulidae. The record is from the annotation of a GenBank genome assembly.
AUGGACUUUGCAAGGUACUGCCUGCUCCUGCUCUUCGUCUCAUCUCGCAUUGCGGCAAGAUACGAUCAUGUCCCCUCGUCCUUCGACUGGACAGCCGAGCCGUCUCUGAGGGAAUUCCUCGUCGAUCACACGCUCUCACCUGGAUUCCUGCCCGGAUGCGUGAAGAGAAUGAUCCUUGACGAGACAGCUCAGCUCAAAUUUUUCACCCUGGAUGGAAAUCUGGUGGAAAAGGAAGUAUUCGUCGGUCUGCGUGAACAGAAAUUCCCCACGUACCGGUCCUGCCUACUUCACGUUCUCUGGCUGGAAGAUGACAUAGAAAUGGCCACGCGGUAUCUUCAGCGAGCUGUGAGCCAGUGGCAGACGAGAUCCUCCGAUUUCUACCUCCUCCUUUUCGGACAGAAAAUCGGGACGGCAAAGGCGAAAGGACUCCUGCCUUCCUUGGCAGGUGGAGGAAACUUCCUCAAUAUUGCGAUUGUCUCUCACUUCAACGACAAGAUCGAGAACCUCCUGUUCUACGAGCCAGAAAUCUCAUUUGCGGCAAACGUCGCAAGCGUGAGAUUCCUGACAUCGUGGCGGCAAUGGAAGCGGGAACGCAUCGAGGAAGAGAGGCGGGAAACCGGCAAUGAAAGGAAGACCUCACGGAGGCCUCUCAGCGAGGAGAUAUUCCGAGAUCGAUUUUCGGACAUGAGGGGAAAAGUUCUCAGCAUUACUUAUUGGAAGGUCUGGGUGCUGAUCGCAUUGACCUGGUUCUCUGCAGCGACUUUCAACUGGAUCCUGGCUCGAUACGGCAUCAGCCAGCCCCCUCACUUACCAUCUGACUUCAUGAGACAGGCCCUCAGACUCAGCAUGGCAAGGCACAAGGAAAACAAGCGAGCAACGACCAGCAAUGCCCCCCGGGUCUGGAGAAUCUCCUGGCUCGUUUUCGCAUACAUCACGACCCUGUGCUACGCCUCGCUCCUCAUCAGUUUCCUCGCGAUCCCAAAGGAACAAAAACCCAUCGACCUGUUCGAAGACCUCGCAGCCUCCAAUUAUUUUGUCACCGUCGAACGAGGCUCCCUCGAGGAUCUCGUCAUCCAGAACUCGACAGACAUGGAAAUCGGACCUCUGAACGAGAAGAUGCGCGGACAGCCACCCGCACUCACUUACCUGGACGACGAGGACGAAGGCAUCGAACACGUGGUCAAGAACGGUCGCAGCGCCUUCAUCUACAGCCGAAAUAUCCUCGAGGCGCUCGUCAAGACCACGCUCUCUCUCGAAAUACAGGAAAAAAUUUACAUCUCCCACGAUAAUUUCAUGCAAAACGAUUACGUCUGGCCCGCCCGGAAGGGAGCUGCCUGGAUCCCCUCAUUCAAUAAGGUCAUUCGGCGGUGCGUGGAAGCAGGUCUGGUGGACAGAUGGACCGAUGAGUUCAUUCAACAAUAUAGACGACUGGGUGAACAUGAAGAACAUGAAGAAAUGGAAAAAGAAGAGCGGGAAGAAAAAGGAAAACGAGAAGUUAAAGGAAAACGGAAUGAAAAAGAAAAACAAGAGGAAGGAAAAAAGGAAGAAAAUGAAGAUACAGAAGAAGAAGCAAACCCGACGAACGAGACAUCAGACGAGACCCGAACCCUCCAGCUGAUUCAUUUCCAAGGAGCAUUCGUCAUCCUGGCCGUAGGCUGGGCGCUUGCCGCUGUGGCCUUCAUCGAGGAGUUAAUUAUACGCGCCAAGGAGAAGGCCGACGCCCAGAAACGGAGUUUCACGGGACGAAAUCAACUGAGCGGUCACUCACUUCCUCGCAGCUCCGAUGAUCGAUAUCAAUGCAUUCAGUUCAAGAUGGAUUUUGCAAGGUACUGCCUGUUCCUGCUCUUCGUCCCAUCUCGCAUCGCGGCAAGAUACGAUCAUGUCCCCUCGUCCUUCGACUGGACAGCCGAGCCGUCUCUGAGGGAAUUCCUCGUCGAUCAGCCGCUCUCACCUGGAUUCCUGCCUGGAUGCGUGAAGAGACUGAUCCUAGACGAGACAGCUCAGCUCAAAUUCUUCGCCCUGGAUGGAGGUCUGGCCGAGAUGGAAUUGUUUCUCGGCCUGCCCCAACAGGAAUUCGCCACUUACGAGUCCUGCCUCCUUCACGUACUUUGGCUCGAAGACGAUCCGGGGUUGGCUACCGAGUACCUCCAGCAAGCCUUGAGCCAUUGGCAGACAGGAUCCUCCGAUUUCUUCCUCCUCCUUUUCGGACAAGAAGUCGGGACGAGGAGAGCGAAGGCCGUCUUGCCUUCCUUGGCAUAUGCGGGCGACUUCAUCCACAUCGUGAUUGCGUCGCACUUCGUCGAAAAGGUUCAGCGAGCAUCGCAAGCGCCAGAAAGUUCUUUUUCGGGGAACGUCACGAGCGUGAAAUUGCUAACCUCUUGGCGAAAAUGGAAGCGGGACCAGCUUCGAAUCGAGGAAGACAGACAGGAAAACAGGACACAGCUAGAGGAUUUCUCCGCGAGGCCUCUCAGCGAGGAAAUAUUCCAAGAUCGAUUUUCGGACAUGAGGGGAAAAGUCCUGCGUGUCACUUAUUUGAAAGCUUUUCCUCACGUUUGGGAAUGGACGGACGAAACAGGAGGGAUCCAGCUGGUAGGAUGGGAGACCCAGUUGCUGGAGGAGAUCGCACGAAGAAGAAACGUCGUCAUCGAUUACAUGAAGUCGCCUGAUGGAACGUCGGGGAGAUUCGACAAAGCGAAGAAGAAAUGGACCGGAAUGUUUGGCCAAGUCGUCUACGGCGAGGCAGACCUGGCGAUCGGCGCCCAAUUGGUCCUACCAGAUGCCCACUCGGCCCUGGACUUCUCCACCCCCUUCAGCACCUCUGCCUCGACCUUCAUCAUCCAGAAACCCGGUCAUGAGCCUCGUUGGAAGGCUCUCAUCCUCCCCUUCCAGUGGCCGGUCUGGGUGCUGGUCAUAUUGAGCUGGUUCGUUGCGGCAACCUUCAACUGGAUCCUCGCACGUUACGGCGUCAGCCAACUCCCUCACUUACCAGUUAGCUUCAUGGGACAAGCCCUAAGACUCAGCAUGGCGCGUCACGUGGAAGAGAAGCAGGCGACCAGGAGCAACGCUCCCAGGGUCUGGCGGCUAUUCUGGCUCUACUUCGCGUUCUUCACGGCCCUGUGUUACUCCACGCUUCUCACCAGUUACCUGGCGAUCCCGGCCGAGCAGAAGCCCGUCGAUCUGUUCGAAGACCUGGCGAUCUCGGAUUAUUUUCUCAUGCUCGAACGUGACUCUCUCGAAUUCCACGUCAUCCACAACUCGACAGACGACGAGAUCGGACCACUAAAUGAGAAGCUGCUUCUACAACCACCCGAACUCACAUACCUGGAAUCAGAGUACCAAGGUAUCGAAAACGUGGUCAUGAACGAUCAAAAUGCAUUCAUCUACAGUCGAGAUAUCCUCGAGGCUCUCAUCGGGACCACUCUCUCUCCCACCCAGCAGGAAAAAAUCCACAUUUCCAAGGACGAUUUCAUGCAGAACUAUUACAUCUGGCCCGCCCGAAAGGGGGCUCCCUGGAUCCCUUCAUUUAAUAAAGUCAUUCGUAGCUGCGUGGAAGCUGGCCUGGUCGACCGAUGGAAGCGCGAGUCCAUUCAGCACUACAGGCAACCGGGGCAGACCGACGAACCCGAAGAAACCCCGAAGAAGGAGACGGCGACCGAAUCGGACGACACCAACGAAAGCCUCCAGCUGAUUUACUUCCAGGGAGCAUUCAUCAUCCUGGGCCUGGGCUGCGCGAUCGCCAUCGUGGCCUUCAUCGACGAGCUCUGCGUCCACGCCAAGGAGAAGGCCGAUGCCCAGAAACGGGAUUUCAUUCAACGGAAUCAAAGGAUGCUUCAUCAAUUCGCGCGCAACGACUGA